Rhodamnia argentea is the source of this 2142-nucleotide messenger RNA. RefSeq lists its product as uncharacterized. The record is from RefSeq and is a predicted model, not a curated record. The transcript has 3 exons. NCBI's taxonomy places the organism in Eukaryota, Viridiplantae, Streptophyta, Magnoliopsida, Myrtales, Myrtaceae. The coding region runs from base 1 to 2142 and encodes 713 amino acids.
AUGAGGAACUUGCAAUCAAGCCAACUGAGAGUGGGAGUGGUGAACAAUACCCUCACCGAGGCCACAACGGUCAUGAAGAAACUCGACACUCCGAAGGCGAGUCUCGCUAAGAUUGAGCUUCUCGUGUUCCUCGCGGCCUUGCUACUAACCGGUCUCACCAUCUGGGGCUCGUCGAGGCGUCGGCGCAUGCCGCACUUCCACCCGGUGCUCAAGAACGUGUUGUGGGCAGCAUACACCCUCUCAAGCUACCUCAUCACGUACACGCUUGGUCUCAUGACCGAAUCUUCGUUCCGAAAUGACCUGUUCCCGGUUUGGGCUGUUUUUUUAUUGAUCUUCUUCGGCAGCUCCGACACGUUCUCCGCCUACAGCCUUGAGGACAAUGAGCAGUGGAAGAUCUAUGCUUGGCAAUAUUUGAUGAAGAACUUUGCGUUGGUCGCGUUGUUGGUCGUGUACGCUACCAGGUCGCCGAUGUGGUUGGGGGUCUGGUUUCUUUUGAACAUGGUGCAGGUCAAGGUCAGUGAUAGAACAACGUCUCUCAGGAUGGCGAGUGCGUAUGGCCUACAGAGAACCACCAAAUUGAUCGCUGACUACAUGAGAUCUGAACACCUGCCGCCAAAUCCGCUGAAUCCACCUAAUCCGAACGCACCUGAUCCGAACCCGCCUAAUCUGAUGACAGGAUACGAGUAUGUUGUGACAGGGGAAGAGGACAGAUUGUUAAGCUGGGUGGACUUCCUUCUUGAGACCUGGAAACUGCUGCCACCCUGGAAGGGGGAAGAGCAACUAGCUCAAGCAAAAAUGGAACAGCUGACCCGCCGCAAGCCAUUGGAGAUCACGGACCAAGUGAUCACAGUCGAGAAGGUGUGGGCAUGCCAAGGAUGGCUUUUGAGCUCGACAGGCGGGGACGAAGACAGCAAGCUCAAGGACAUUUGCCUCUCGUUUUCGCUCUAUAAGCUUCUCUCCUCAAGAUUUGGAGGCUAUUCAUUGCCCAAAGAAGCUCACCAAAAGACUUGGAAGUUGAUUCAAGACGGUUUGCUCGCGAAUGAAAAUGGCUUCGAGCGAGCAUUUCGGGUUGUUGAGCUAGAGCUUUCCUUUCUUUUCGAUUUGUUCUACACCAACUACCCAAUCGUCUUCCACCCUGGACGUUUGCGGCUAAAGGCGACGGAGCUCGGUCUUUUGGUCUCUGGGUCACUGCUGGUAAUUAUACUUCAUUUUACGUGGUACUACUUGAAGAAACCCCUAGAUGAAGUUCAACUGGCUGCUCCCGGUGGGGUGAGCAUUGACAUUCUCGUGACGACGGUGAUUAUUGUGGUAUUCAUAUGUUUGGAGCUUGUGCAGUUUCGCUUCAUGGCCAUCUCGGAUUGGGCAAAAGUAAGAUGGCUAUGUGACUACGUACGAGAAAUCUCGUGGCAUGGGAACGAACAGAUCGAGAAGAAGAUAGGACGGAUAUGCCGGGAAUCGCGGGAGCCCUGGGCAAGGAAACUUGGCCAAUACUCGCUUCUCGAGUCGCAUGGUCACACCCCUUCAUGGUGGCUAACCAACAGCUUAACAGCUGCUUAUAUUGACCCCCCAAGGGACGGUCAACAACAAAUCGAGCCCAUCAAAUUGUCCUCGGAGGUGAAAAAAGCCGUUUUAGAUUCUUUAAUAUCGAAUCAUCAUGAAUUGAAGAAUGGACAAGCUUCUUUGGGACGAAACAAAGUGGUUCAGCUCUUGUGGGCUUGUGGGCUCAAGACGCAGACUCGAGUAAUUUUCGCGUGGCAUAUUGCCACAAGUAUUUGCGAGCACGAGGUGCGGAUUUCGCAUCCAAACUUCCUCGUGGCGACCGAUUUGUCAAAGUAUCUCGCCUACUUGGCAGCAUUUUCUCCGAAGUUGUUACCUGAUCACCCUUUCGACACGGAGUGUGCUUUCGCUCAGAUCAUCCUCGACACGAGAGACCUGCUCAAAGAUAUGUUUGAUUGGGUCCGAUCAAUCAAUACUUGUCGAGAUACAAACUUCGAGUUUGCCAACAUCGGCAGGGAAAACCAGAAGAAAGAGGUUGUAUUUGGCCCAUCUGCCCCUCAGGCGGGGAAGGUGGCCUCUGCAAGUUAUCAACUAGCUUCUGCGCCCUACACAGGAACUACCCUUGAUUUGACAGCAUUGGAGUAG